AGGUCCGUCCGGUAUUGGCCAAGCCCAUGGUCUUGCUCCUGAGUAAUCUUUCUACUGUCGGUGAACCAGAUGUUUUGCUAAAGCUUUCUUUGGUAUGUUGGGGCAAGAAAUGGCUAAGGAAUCAAAGUACAACAUUUUGCAGGAAGUGGGUCGUGGAAGCUAUGGUAUUGUUUAUGAGGCCAUCGUCAACAGAACAGGAGCCAGGGUGGCAGUAAAGAGGAUGCGAUGUGAAGUACCUGAAAAUGUUGAAUUGGCCCUUCAAGAAUUUUGGACACUCCACAAUGUUAAGAGACGCCACCCAAAUGUUAUCCGUCUUGAAGAGUGUUUUCUUCAGAAUGGUAGUGUACUUCAGCCGGUCAGUGCACAUGACAGGAAAUCUGACAGUCACCUAUUGCUUAUUGAAACGUGUCUUAAAGGGAAGAAAUGCCUAGACCCAAAAUCUAGUUGCUUUCUGUGGUUUGUGAUGGAAUUCUGUGAUGGUGGAAAUAUGAAUGAUUACUUGCUAUCUCGAAAUCCUGACCCCAAACUCAACUGGACUUUCAUGCAACAGCUGAGUAGUGCAGUGGCCUUCCUUCAUCGAAAUCAGAUUGUACAUAGAGACUUGAAGCCAGAUAACGUACUUAUUUCCCACAGCUCUCAGGGGCCUGUUGUUAAAGUAAGUUUGAGUUCUAAUAGUCUAACCCCCUCUCCAUAUUUGUGUAUGGAUGAGCAGCUCAAUCUCUCUGGUCAGGGAAAUGAUUAA
Messenger RNA from Protopterus annectens (West African lungfish), 742 nucleotides. RefSeq names its product serine/threonine-protein kinase PDIK1L-like. Gene Ontology annotation, molecular function: ATP binding; protein serine/threonine kinase activity. Gene Ontology annotation, biological process: peptidyl-serine phosphorylation; protein autophosphorylation; axon extension. The record is from RefSeq and is a predicted model, not a curated record. The coding region runs from base 95 to 742 and encodes 215 amino acids. The transcript has 2 exons. NCBI's taxonomy places the organism in Eukaryota, Metazoa, Chordata, Ceratodontiformes, Protopteridae. Gene Ontology annotation, cellular component: autophagosome; cytoplasm.